UAUAAUCUGGCCAUUUGAGAGACUGUGGGAACGUGCUUUCGUCCAAGAAGUGCAGGUUUCUGACAUACAUGCCAUCUAUUUAUCAGUCAAGCGGUCGUCCCCUCUGGGCGCUCGCAUCCCUACCUAUCCAGCCCAAUGGCUACCCCUUCGGACGAGCCGCAGCCUGCUCAAACCGCUCCAACCGCGCCACAGGUCAAUGGAAGCGUCGACCAUGAACUCGAUGUCGCUAGAUUACAUGCGCUCCCCUCGGAGCAACAAGACCUCUACCUCCUUAGCUUCGUCUCCGACCUCCAGCGAUAUGUGCAACAGUUGUCGACCGAGGCGCUACCUGUCCAGCAGGCCAACAUAAAAAAGGAGGUGAUCAAGAUUGCAGGCCUCAGCGCUCCUGUUCCUUCCCGGGUCAUCAGAAAUACAUUGGGCAGCAUUUUGGCCGAUGUGUUUGACCGUGGUAGUCGAAGUAUGCUGUACGAGACCAUCAACGACUUGCUUGGAAUUCUAAAUCAGGGAAAGUCGGACAAGGAGUUGGCGGCCAAACAUGCAGCAGUGGUCUGCCUCGGCGAGGUCUUCCGCUCUGCAGGCGACAGUGCCAUCAGUCUCUCCAGCAUUACUGUUUUGACCCUCCUCAAACUAUUGAAGACAUCCCACACUGGACUGCGAGGCCGGGUAUUUGUUGCAAUUAGCGGUCUCAUAAAAUGUGUCAAGACUAGUGUGGAUGAACAUGUGGCCAGAGAUAUCUGGAAGCAGGCUCGCAAUGCUGCCAGCAGCGACAAAUCAAACUUUGUGCAGAAAUGUGCAUGCCUCUGUCUCCGAGAUCUGGUCUGUGAGACUAGUUACUUCAACAAUUCGAGUGAUUUUGACUCUCUCAAAGUGGCCAUCUGGAAGGCGGCGGACAGUUCAGUGCCAUCCGUCAGACACGCGGCUGCGCAUGCCAUGGCAGAGGCGCUGCGUCAGACAUACUCGGACGCUAGCUCCGGAGACAUACCUCUGAUUCGAAAACCGAAGAAGUCCAAGAAAGCAGGAGCUGAUCUUGAAGAGGAGGCCGAGGCCGAAAGACCAGGGUCACCCAAUCCUAGCAUCCCCAAGACCAAUGUCCAACUCUCUAUGGGACUCAACGACAUUCUCCGUGUUCUCUCACACCAGUACUGCCGACCGGCAACUUCAAACAGGUCCCGGUCUUGCAUCUCUCUGGGUUACAAGUAUCUUCUUCGAUCGCUACCGAGAAAAGUCCUCGAGGAAAGCUAUGCCUCUAUCGCAGUCCAUAUGUACAAUGAUCUCCUCAACCACCCGACCAUCUACUUCAACCGAUACCGCAUGCUUCUCACGCGGAAACUCGUCCGGUACAUUCUCGCCGACGUCACGCCCCUCCUUACGGAAAACGCACAAAUCACCGCUGCGCGGUUUUUGAUCAACGACGUGCUGAAGAACUACCCACAGGUCAUUACAGAACGGAAAGAACCUUCUAAAAGAGUACUGACGGGCGCAUUAGCGACCCUCACCGAUCUCAUACAGGGAUUGGGACCCGCUGCCAGCAUUUUCCAGGACUCUUGUCGCGAGGCGUUGUUCCAAGUUGUGCAACAUCCAAGUCAUACUGUUCAAAGCCAUGUGGCUCAGUGUCUCAAAGUCUUUGUUCUUGGCUGUCCCAGUCAAUUGGUACGGAGCCUCGAGGUUGCGCUAUCUCAACUUCAAAAGGAAUUAAACCCAGGCGAGACAAAGCAACCUCAUCGCAAGGCUAUAGGGUACGCCCUGAUUAUUGGUGCAAUUACCAGCGCUGCUCGACAUAAGCCAUUGUAUGGCUCAACCCAGAUCUACUCCAACGUCUUCACUUUCGCCACAGACCUCUUGAAAUCAAGUGCUGCUGCCGAGCUGAGAAUCUCUGCGAUUCAGGUACAAGUGGCAUGGACUUUAAUUGGUGGAUUGAUGAACCUGGGGCCGAGUUUUGUCAAAGUUCAUCAAAAUCAGCUUAUGCUUUUAUGGCGAAAUGCUCUACCGCCACCUCUGACCCACGAGAAUGCAACUAAGAGAGGACAUCUGGAGCUAAGCUUUCUAUCCCAUGUUCGAGAGUGCGCUCUCAGCUCUCUCCUGAUGUUCCUCGCGUCCUGUAGCAGUUUGAUAACCACCGAUGGGUCCAAACGCAUUUCACUAAUGCUACACGCCACAAUUCAGUUUCUCGAUUCUCUGCCAGCGACUCGCGAGGCCGAUGAUUUAUCCCACCGCCUGGUUCCCGCGCUCCAGCUUCAAGAUUUUGCCAUCAUGCUUCGACGGCGAGUACUUCAGUCGUUCAUUGCUUUGGUGGGACUGAAACACCUUGAUCAAAGCGACAUUGUCUCACAAUCAGACUUGAUUGGACUUACUAUGCGCACCUUUACAGAUCCCGAACGGCCACUUCAAAAAAAUCUGGAAACAUCUCUUACGAACAUUGCGAGCAAUUUUGAAGGUCUCUGGUCAACUGGCGACAAUUGGAGUUUUGGAACUAGCAGCUUGGCUGAGACCUUUGACACUUACUUGCCACUGGAGAAUCGGCUUCAAGACGGCGAUGCCAAAUUGAAUGAACGCGAUGCAUCGCUUCCUGACAUUAUUUUACGUCUUCCAAGCUUACCCGCUAUUGAGCACGACCCACUAUUGUUACUCCGUCAGGACAAAGUCCUGAGCCAAGCAGAACUCGACCCACCGGCGACUUCAUGCAUCAACCUUGCCAUCAAGUUGUUCGCGCUCUCCUUGCCCUUACAGUCACCUCGCAUCCAGGAGAGCACUGUGGAGCAACUUGUUACAACAGUAUCUCAGCCGCUUCAGCGGGAGCCCGGAAGGAAAGCUGCAAUGCAAGUCAACUCUGCUUUAGCCUUACUGUGUGGCCUGUCAGUUGCCAAUCACGAAACCCAAUUCACAGCCGGGAAACUGAACGUCGGCGCGUUCGGUGGAGUCGUCGUCGAGCUGUUGCGGAAGUUCCUCUGCACAUCGGACCAUAUUCUUCGUAAGGUAGCCGCCCAAGCAGUUGGUCGCCUCUGCAACCUUGCAGGAACUCAGUUCACUAAUAAAGAAGUCAAAAUUCUCAUCGAGACAAUUGUGGCCAAUCGAGAUCCUAGUGCUCGGGCAGGGUGUGCUCUCGCUCUUGGUUACAUCCAUUCAGAGGUCGGCGCAAUGGCUGCAAGUCUCCACAUUAAAUCGAUCGUCGGUGUGCUGUUAUCUCUUUGCAGCGACAGCCACUCUACAGUGCAUUUCUGGGCCUUGAAGGCACUCGUCCAGGUUGCUGAGUCUGCCGGGCUCGCUUUCUCGACUUUCGCAACAAGCACCUUGGGACUUUUGGCUCAAUUAUACAGCAAUGACACUCAUAACGAGGAGUCAGCGUCUCAAGCAACUUCAAAUCUCGAAAUGGAGCUCUUUACCCCUUUUGCUCUAUCUCAAUGCGUCGACUCGAUCAUCAACGUCCUCGGACCCGACUUGCAGGAUGUCUCCAAGGCGCGUAAUCUGAUUCUUGUCAUCAUCACUUAUCUGCAGAAAGAGGGCGCAGUUGAGCUAAGGCAUGAAAGCUAUCAAUGUCUCCGUCAUCUGUGUCUCUACGCCCCAGCGCAUGUGCAAUUCUCCAAAUACGUGCAGGAUCUGCAAGCUAACCUGUCUUCGGACGAAGAGUUGAUGCAGUCCACGGCCAUCAAAGGCUUGGGGGAGCUAAUGAAGCGCAAUGCUUCCGAGGUUGCUCGAGUUGCCUCGUCCAAACUCAGCGACGACUUGUGGUCUCGACUCGAUGAUGAACCCAACCAUCAGGCGGUGCAAGGCAUACUCCAAAAUUGGAUGCAGCAGACAAUCCUUGUUGAGACUGCGGAGUGGAUUGAACGAUGCCAAACAAUACUCUCGAAGACGAGGGCAAAGGCGCCGGCACGAGCAGCAACAGUGACGGCAAAGUCUGCGAUGCCUGACCUCGCCGACGAGGAGGUGGCUGGCUUUGCUACUGCGGUGCAAGGCGAGACCGCAGAACUUGCACCUGAGAGUCAGGAGUAUCUUCGGUGGCAAACGCGUGAUUUUGCGAUGCAGCUCCUGGCUGAAUCGAUGCAGAUCAUUCAGGCGGCCAUUUCUUCCGACCAGGUCAUCCACGCAGAGGAAGUCCUUCAAAGCAAGGUCGCUGAUGUAAUUCGACUGGCGUUCUCAGCUUCAACUGCGAAUGUUGUUGAACUUCGAAUUUGGGGUCUGCGUAUCAUAGAUCAGAUUCUCAAGUUGUUCGGCAAGACGCCUGAUCCCGACUUCCUGGAAGCAUCACUCCUUGAACAGUAUCAAGCUCAGAUUAGUUCUGCUUUGACACCAGCAUUUGCUGCCGACUCUUCUCCGGAGCUUGCGGCAGAGGCAAUUGGUGUCUGUGCCACUUUUGUUGCCACUGGGAUCGUCACGAAUGCUGAUCGGAUGGGCCGCAUUUUCAAAGUCCUUGCAAUUGGCGUUGAUAAUUUGAAUCAACCCGAACCUGAAGCAUCCAUUGGCGAUUUGAAAGGAUUGAGUCCAAAUGCCCAGGCUAUGUUAAAAAUGGGCAUCUUAUCUGGUUGGGCCCACCUUCAACUUGCAAGUACUGAGCAGCCAUACUUGGACGAAAUAUUGCAACCAUACAUACCGAAGCUCGCGCCAUUAUGGCUCACAUCCCUUCAGGAAUUUGCCGGGCUCAGAUUUGAGCCAGAAAUCUCCGAUACUCUAGGAGGGGAGGUGGCUGGGGGCAAUCUUGACGAACGCUAUGCAUCAUUCAACAGAGAGGUGCGGCUCAAGUUCUACCAGCGGAAUUGGUUGAGUAUUGUGGAUGCAAUUGCUGUCCUUGUCGAAAGGGACAGCGGUUCGGUGUUUGACGCUUUGGACAAUAAACGUGUCGCCACUGCCGAACAAACGAGUGGGGAGAAUGCAAGUCCAGGAAGAGAUAUGAGCUUCCGAGAAGAACCCGUGGCAUUUUUCUUCAUCCUGUUCGGUCUCGCCUUUGAGGCUUUGGUGACCCAAGCCCGGGAAGAUCCAUCUCAAGCGCUGGCGAUUCUGCAAGCGCUUCGCAAAAUCCUAACUCCUGCGGUCAGUGGCAAUGCGAUCUAUGAGGAUGCCGUCUUCAACGAGACAACCGAUACGCUUGAUCGACUUGCUCUAACCAGCACACGGGAAACCCAGAGUGUACUGGUGGAAAUUGCUCGAAAUCUUUCACUCGACCAUCUAACGGCCAAGAGUCAAGAUCGUGAUGACAAACUGUCGGACGACAUCGAACAAUUGUUUGAGCUUACCCGUAUCAUUAUUCUGGUUUUGACCGGACUGAUUCCUACAUUGGAGGAUCCACCAGGAUCCGCGGUCCGUCGCUUGGGAGACGAUGGCCUAGCCCUUGUAGAGCUCUCGUUUCAGGCUAUUGUUGAGGUUGCCGAAGUCUUCCCUGCAAUAAUUCGAGCAGAUUUGCAUGCCUGUAUUAUUCACAUCUACUGUACCAUGCUGGCAACAGGUAUAUGUCAGGAAGAAGUUCUUCCUCGCAUCAUGCCUAUCUUCAAAAAGUUUCUGGAAGAUGUCCGUCGGCCAGACUCAAGCGGCAUCGUUUCACGCCUGAUCCGAGGAUGUCUACAUCGAAUGUUGAUGACGCUGACGUUCGCACAACGGCGCGAGAAUGAAUACUCAAUCACCUGUGCAAAGAAUACUCUAUUGUCGAUGACAAUCCUACUCACGACAGCCAGUUCAUUCAUCCCUCCCAACGAUACCCUGGUCGCCAGGGCCGUGGCAGAGCUACUGGAUUGUAUCCAGGACGUUGGCCUUGCCAAAAUCGCGGCAGGAUGUAUCCGAAAGCUACUGGCGUCCCAGCUAAAGAGCCCCAGCGAAGAGCUGAUUGCGCGGACUCUAUGGCAAAGGUUGAUCCCCUUCAUCAACGAUCCUGAGGCAGAAGACCCAGAGAGCAUUAAAGCCUCGGUCGCACAGUCUCUCGUUGCCUCUGUAGCAACAUUGAAAGGAUCAGGCAAAUUCGCCGCCAUGUCCAUCUUGGUGCCUACAAUCCUCUCACGGGCAUCAGACGUACCCGCAGGUGCAAAUGUGGAUGAGGUCCGCAAAGAAGGAGCUGCAAGACUCCUGGAAUUGAUCGCUGCAGAUCAAUUGGCGUUCAAAGUCACGGUGGGCCUGCUCGAUGAGGAACAACGCUCUGAGCUGGAGACAUUAUUGAGAGCUGCUGGUAUUGGGCAACGACAGAAGGUGGACUCGCAGGAAGAUUCAGAAGCCCGACCAGCUAUACAGCUUAGAAUGGACUUCGACUGAGCAAGCAUGUAAAAUUCAGAUAUAUAUAUAGACAUAGAAUCAAAAU
Exophiala mesophila is the source of this 6277-nucleotide messenger RNA. RefSeq lists its product as uncharacterized. The transcript has a single exon. Bases 136 to 6231 code for a protein of 2031 amino acids. The record is from RefSeq and is a predicted model, not a curated record. Gene Ontology annotation, cellular component: Golgi apparatus; endocytic vesicle; membrane. Gene Ontology annotation, biological process: retrograde transport, endosome to Golgi; intracellular protein localization; endocytosis. NCBI's taxonomy places the organism in Eukaryota, Fungi, Ascomycota, Eurotiomycetes, Chaetothyriales, Herpotrichiellaceae.